Molecule: messenger RNA, 4143 nt
Organism: Chilo suppressalis (striped riceborer)
Lineage: Eukaryota; Metazoa; Arthropoda; Insecta; Lepidoptera; Crambidae
Source: the annotation of a GenBank genome assembly
AAAAUAUCUAAUUUCGAAAAUACCCAAAAUGAAGGGUUUUUCAUACUUUGGCAACACUGUAACCAUAGACCUAUUUUUUUUAUAAUAUUGCCACAGAUAACAUAUUUAUUAUUAGCUCUGAGUAGAUAGAAGUAGUAUCCGCUGUCUUUUUGAAAAUAAAGGGAUUUAUCUUUAGAAUACCUAUAAUUUCACUGUGUAGUACUUUCGUUAUCCUUUAAGAAAUACAAAAGAAUAUACAUAUUUUGUUUACAACCGAUUUUUCCCGAAUAUACUGCUAAAGACAUCACUAGUCAUUUUGUUUUGCGCGUUUAGAAUUUAUAUUUCUGUUGUCUAUGGCAUUAUGGCUACUUUGAUACAUGGUGUUGCGCGGUAUUGCGUGAUCCGUUUGAUAAACUAUAAUUUAUUAUGGCUAAAGGUGAUAAAGAAUUAGAAAAACCUAUAGUGAGUAAUGAGUUACCGAAUGCAGAAUGUCGUACUAUCGAUCACGAAGACUCGGAAUUGCCACAAGAGCAGCCUUUGGACAUCGGGGAGCAUUAUUUGGUGCGGCGUUCGGAUGAGUCAUGGCACCCGGCUGAGAUAAUACAAACGCGGUUUAACGCAGCGGAAUCCUCCUACGAAUAUUAUGUGCACUAUGUGGGCUACGAUAGGAGGUUGGAUGAGUGGGUUUCGCGCCACCGGGUCAUGUCUGAUAGGUUUGACAUGUGCGAGCAAUCAAAUAACAACAUAAACUCUGAUCAUCUUCUCACUGAUAAAUCCGGCAGAAAAAUAACGCGGAAUCAAAAACGUAAACACGAUGAAAUCAACCACGUUCAGAAGACCUAUGCGGAGAUGGAUCCCACAACAGCGGCUCUCGAGAAAGAACAUGAAGCGAUAACUAAAGUUAAAUACAUUGACCGUAUCCAAAUUGGUAAAUACGAAAUCGACACAUGGUAUUUCAGUCCUUAUCCAGAUGAAUAUGGAAAGCAAUCAAAGUUGUGGAUCUGUGAAUACUGUUUAAAAUAUAUGAGGAUGGAAAAGACAUACAGAUAUCAUUUGAGUGAAUGCACUGCAAGACAACCGCAAGGAAGCGAGAUUUAUAGGAAAGGUACAAUAGCUAUAUUUGAAGCAGACGGUAAGGAACACAAAAUUUACUGUCAAAACCUAUGUUUGCUGGCAAAAUUGUUUUUAGAUCAUAAAACUUUAUAUUUUGAUAUAGAACAGUUUUUAUUCUAUAUACUGUGUGAAGUUGAUAAGCAAGGAGCACAUCUUGUUGGUUACUUCUCUAAGGAGAAAGAUUCUCCUGAGGGAAAUAAUGUAGCCUGUAUAUUGACACUUCCUCCUUAUCAAAGACAGGGAUAUGGCAAGUUGCUCAUAGCUUUCAGCUAUGAAUUAUCAAGGUUAGAACAAGUUGUUGGUAGCCCUGAGAAGCCUCUGUCUGACCUUGGUAAACUAAGUUACAGAUCAUAUUGGUCUUAUGUUUUAUUGGAAGUUUUAAGUGCUAGUAGGGGAACACUGAGCAUCAAAGAUCUCAGUCAGAUGACUGGUAUUUCUCAAACAGACAUAAUUUCAACACUGCAGUCUAUGAAUAUGGUUAAGUAUUGGAAGGGGCAGCAUGUGAUCUGUGUCACCCCUAAAAUUGUAUCAGAGCAGUUGGCAAGUUCACACUUUAAAAAGCCUCGAUUGUCAAUAGAUCCAUCUGCAUUGCGCUGGACCCCUCCUAACAAACAAGGGAACUCUACUAAAGCUAAGAAGUAGUACAGGCUCACAGGCAGGGCUUAGAGAAAGCUGAUUUAGUCACAUCCAAAAACUUCUCUAGGUUACAGGCCUGUUUAAAAUAAAAGAAAACCUAAUUUAGUUUCUUUUAAAUGCAGUGAAUAGAUCAGUGCUAGAAGUAUUAUAAUUUGUAAUAUAAGAUUAAAAAUAAUUUAAAUAAGUAAUUAUGAAUAAGUUAAACAUAAUUCAACACUGCAUUUGAAUAUACUGUAAUAAAUAGUAAACAAGGGAAUGUUUAGCAUUUUGUUCAAGUUAUUUUAGAAGCUAGGACUUGCUUUAAAUUAUAUGGUCAGAAAUGCUUGUAUAGAAAAUUAUUUUAGAUUACAUGCUAAGGUACAUACUUCAUGGUAAUGUAAUAAAUGUUUAAACUUGUGAAUUUUAUUGUUACUAGUUUAACCUGAACAGUUAACAAAGUUUUUUUUUAAAAUUAGAACUGUUUAACUUAUAUAAAAAUGUGUGACAUUUUUUUGUUAAACCAACAAAUUUUACAAUUCUCAGAUAUGUUUGAUCAAAUAGGUUCUAUUUACUUUUCAUAAUUUGUUUGUUUGGUCUACUUUACAGAAUUCAAUAAAACAAAUACUUUAGUACAUAAGCAUGAUUUGAAGAUACUAAACUUUGUUAUCAAAAUUUGUGUGGGUGUUUUUUAAUUGCAUUAGUCCAGGUGUCAAUUCUGCUAAGCUAAUCAAAAAUCGUGUCUUAAUUGUAUUGAUUCAUGGCACAGAUCCUGUUACUAAAACAUGAAAUAACAAAUUCAUAUAGAUACUUAUAACAAAUGAGUUUGUAAUUUUGUGUUUUAGUAACAAUACCUGUAUUAAAAAUCAAAAGUAUUGAAACAUUGUAGUCACACAAUUAUUACUUUAUCUUAGCAGAAUACUGAACUGAACUUGAUUCAGCAGCUUUAAUAUAGUUUCUUCAAUCCAAUUACAUGUUAACUUAUUUUAACAAGAUCAGGAAUUUAUGGCUGUGUAGUUAGAUUUCUAACAGAAUUGGACUUGUAGAAAAUUCAUGGGCAUAAUUAUGUUUUAUUACCCGACAAUGUUUAAAUACUUAAUUUUAUGUAACUACCUAGAUCUGUUUUAAAUUUCAUUUAGUUCCUUUUUGUAGUGGAAAUAGUGAUAUUAAUUUUAAGUUCUUAGUAAACUAAAAUAUACUUUUAAUUUGACUUCACAAAGAGGAUAAAAUUUUUAUUGAUCAAAUAUUCUGUGUUCAUGUUUAAAACAUGUUUAUUUAGAGUUCUCUCAAUUUUGUGUAUGUAUAAAUGUUAAGUUCAACUUAAUAAGGAAACUUGUACCAUGAAAAGGAAAAAUUACUUAGUAAAUAAUACAAUUUUAUUAGGUUUAAAUUAUCAUGUAACUGAUAGAAAAUUUAAACCAAAUCUUAUCAGGGACGAUCUUCCUUAUCCAUGGUAUACUUGCGCUAAUUAAGAAACUAGUAGAGAAUGGCGACUAAAGAUAGUUUGUCACAUUUGCACAUUAUUUCGAUAGUUCGUGCGAUCGAAUGUCUUCAUUUUCGUUGGCGUAAAUCAUAGUCGUGCAUGACCACUAUAAUGGAUAGACUUGCACUUUGAAUACAUCAUAUUGCUAUAUGAUAAAGGCGCUUGGAAAUCGUACCUACCAUCGUGGGUUGAUUGUAUUUUAGGACAAUGCUAACACUUUUCAUGGCAUCAUGUUGUAUAGGGAAUGAAAAGGCGAGAUUGCUAACUUAUGUGUUACCAAAUACGAAUUGUUAUGUGAAGUGCAGCACCAGCAUACCAGUAUUGUCGGAAGUGCGCCAAAUUCUUAUAAACCCGAGUGUUUUCCCGUAAACCCUCUUAUUUAUAAACUAGGAAUACGGUUAGACUAGUUGUGCCGUGUUUUGUUAAUAUUGUAGGGAUUCGGCCACGAUUUUGUUCGUUAUUGUGUAUCUAGGGUUUUUAAUAUCGUUGCAUUCAUAGGACAUUUGUAAUUCAAUAAACAGACAAAACAUGGAGUAAAUAAUCUAUGCUUAUUCUUCGUUUAUAGGUUUAUGUUUUUACCUUUGACUUUUAUAUUUAAUAUCGAAAAUUCGUACCUACUCUUCAUUAAAACGCAUCAUCUAAGACGUGAGCGAAUUAACAGUGAACUAGCUUCUUGAUACAAAACGCUGUUAAAUCUUGAACAACGUGUUAGAUUGUAAGUUUAAGCUUUUAUUUAAAUCAUAAGAAUCUUGUUUAGUACUUUAGUUAAGCUCUUGCAAUGUUUGUUUUUGCUUGCUAACAAUUUGCCAUAAUUGAAUGACGAAUUGUGUCAAAAUGAAAAUGAUCUUCCCAUUGCCGUGGUAUUAGAUUCUGUGAAUCAUUAGUUUUCACUGUUUAUUUGUGAUAUAACUCCUUGUAAGUGAAAAUGACAAAAAUACAAAUGUUUCAAUGUAAAA